AUGAUCGUGCUUCAACGGUUUUCUCUACCUUUACCCGUUUCUCAUCAUUUUUCGGGCAUCGAAUUCCCGGUUUGGCCAGCCGGUACCGAGGAGGCCGAGCAUGAGCUCGACCUGGGCGGAGUGGCCGUGUUGCCGGAGGACCUCGGUCUGGAGCUUAUCAUGCCCCAACCGGCCCCGCUUUACGACUACGAGCACGACCCGGACGUUCUACCAUUCGAAAAUGAGACCAUUGACCGGAACAACAACGUCGAGACGGACGGGUUCAACUUUGACGCGUGGUUCGACGAGCCGCACGAAAUUGCGCGGCUCAACGAGCGCAGCGAGGUACAUAGGGAGCAUCUGACACUGCGCAUCAACAACAUCCUGGACGAGCUGCGCGAAAAUGUGCUGCAAGCGGCAAACGAGGAGCAGCAGCGGGAAACGGAGCAAGAAGCAAGGCUAAGAGUGCAAGCCGAACUCCGAAUGUCGCUGAACCGAGUUCUGGGUCAAUAC
Molecule: messenger RNA, 492 nt
Organism: Mesorhabditis spiculigera
Lineage: Eukaryota; Metazoa; Nematoda; Chromadorea; Rhabditida; Rhabditidae
Source: the annotation of a GenBank genome assembly